AUGUCCGAAGUGCCUUCAUCAACGACUCCAGAAUGGUUCUCAAAUGAAUGGAAGUUAGGGAGGCGUUUCGCGCAAAAGUGCUUCGAAAUGGUGGAUGAAUAUUCCGAAAAGGGCGUAGGAGACGCAAAUCCUGACAGAGUCGGCUUCCCAAAGAUUGUACUGGAUCCAAAUUCCCAAGACCGGAUAUGUGAGGAAUUGUUCGAAGCAGACGGGAAUACCGUCCCUGGAACCAUGGGCAUGAAGCAAACUUUCGAUCUUCUGUGCCAGGUCUUCCUCAAGAAUGAAAAUACGGAGAAGGUCAUCAUCUGGGGCACCGAUGAGGACAGCCUUAAGGAGAGUGGACUAUCACAACAUGAGCUCGACGGCCUUUCUCAGGAUAACUGGCAAACACUUGUGACGACAGCAGGACAGUUAAUAGUAGCCGAAGGAUUAAAGGAUGGAAAAUACGGAGUUUCCGACCCUACAUAUAAACAUUUUGAAGUCGAGAAAUCGCUUACUCUCAAAGUGGGCUUCUCGGGCUCAUCAGAGAAGGAGCUUCUUGCGAUCUUUACUUUAGAUAUUCCAGCGGAGUAUUCAGAUGCAUAUCUAGCUAAUAACACAUCGGAUGUCGACGAGGUGUUCUUCUUGGGUAUAUCGAAUAUUCCGGAACCUCGCGACGAGUGA
Paraphaeosphaeria sporulosa is the source of this 663-nucleotide messenger RNA. RefSeq lists its product as uncharacterized. Bases 1 to 663 code for a protein of 220 amino acids. NCBI's taxonomy places the organism in Eukaryota, Fungi, Ascomycota, Dothideomycetes, Pleosporales, Didymosphaeriaceae. The record is from RefSeq and is a predicted model, not a curated record. The transcript has a single exon.